Alosa sapidissima (American shad) is the source of this 2599-nucleotide messenger RNA. Its product is annotated as nephrocan-like. Bases 894 to 2405 code for a protein of 503 amino acids. The transcript is spliced from 3 exons. Lineage: Eukaryota; Metazoa; Chordata; Actinopteri; Clupeiformes; Clupeidae. Gene Ontology annotation, molecular function: protein binding. The record is from RefSeq and is a predicted model, not a curated record. Gene Ontology annotation, cellular component: extracellular matrix.
AAAAUUAACUUCCUUCGAGGUGUGCUGACUGCGCUUUUGUUAUGGCAUGCUGGCAUGGAAAUUCUGAUGAGGGCAUGUGGUUGCAAGGUUUUAAGUCUACAAUUAAAUGUGUAAAGUCAGUAUAGCCUACCCAGUUGUAUAUGUUGUUUAGAUUUCAUGCCCAAGGGAGUAAACCCAUGUUUUGUUCAGAAGGUUUAAUGCCCAGGGAGUUCAAUUAUAUGCCUUGCUUUCCUUCGUUGCUUAAGUGGAUCCUUUGGCUUGGCUUACUUUCCUUUUGCCAAAUAGGUAGAUAUUAGUGUAUACACAAAAAUACAAUUGUCAUGCUGUCAGCCAGCUGCAAGCAUUAUGUCUGGAUGUGUAUUCAAACACUGUGUAGCCUACUUAAAGCCCAACUCUUUUGUGUCACUUAUACUGUAAAUAAUAUAAGCUGUCUGAAUAAUGUAUUUUUAAUUUGUAAUAUAUGGUCCCCAUCGCCUCAAAAUUUGGUAGAUAUUGUUAUUUAGUUGAAUAAAACAGUUUCACAGAAUGCCUUUAGAUUUCAUAUGUGUGGUAGGCCGUAGAACAUACACUUAUCAAUGAACUAAGAAACUGUGGGGGGCAUUGUAUUUAAGAACAGGAAAUUGCAUUUGUCAGAGAAUGGGGCUGUAAAUUGUUUAUCAGCAAGUUUCUCACGUCCCUCUAAACAGAGAGACAAUCUAUUACCAUUUAUACCAGUUCCUUGUCAGUGUCAAAUGUUGUUUUUUUAACCAAGAUAAAAAUCUCAGCCCAUUGUUCCAAAUAAAGCCAGGACAGACCUGGGUUGGCUCUCACUUGGUUGAGCUAUUUAAGCGCUGAGGUUCUGAAGACCCUCAGGAAGGCUGCAUCCUGUUCGUGCCUAAUGGGAAAGACUUCUCAUGAUGUGGGUGUACUGGUUAUUCACUAGUAUUGUUGCCUUUCAUAUUAGCUGUAUACGCAGUCAUGUGUGCCCAAAGAAAUGUGUGUGUGAGCAUACAAAGUCAAUGCAGUGUUUCAGAAUACAAGCUGUACCCACUGGUAUCUCAUCGGAUGUGACUAAACUGAAUUUGGCCUACAACCAUAUCAAGGAGAUUAAGGGUAGAGACUUCAUAGGCCUGUCAGACCUGCAGGAGGUGGGCCUCUCGUCCUGUGGUGUGGAACAAGUGGAGGUCAACACCUUCCAGGCACAGCCCUCUUUACGGGUUCUGGACCUGCAGAAGAACAAGCUCCGCCACGUGCCCCGUGGUCUCCCGUCCAGCCUAGAGGUCCUGCGUGUGGGCCACAAUCACAUCCAUGCCCUGCAGGGGGCUGCCUUCGAGGGGCUCCAUCGUUUACGAGUGCUGGACCUCCAGAGCAACAUGAUCACCGCCCUCCGAGCCAACAGCCUCUCCGCCCUGGUGAAACUUGAGUGCUUGUAUCUGGAUGGAAACCUCAUUGAGGUGGUCAACGGCGCCCUCCGGCUACCACAGCUGAACCUGCUGAGCGUGGCCAGCAACCGCAUCUCCUCCUUGUCCUCUGCGUUCUUCGCCUCCCUGCAGUCGCUCAGAACUCUCCAGCUGUCAGGGAACCUCCUGACGCGGGUGCCCCACGACCUCCCCAGGGCACUACUCCACCUUGGCCUGGACCGCAACCAGAUCCGGGCCCUCCGGAACCGGGACAUGGCCCAUCUGAGGAACCUCACGGUGCUCUCGGUCUCGGCCAACAAGGUUUCGUCCGUUGACGGGGGCCUCCGCCUGCCCAACCUGACCUCACUGGAGCUGUCGGGAAACCAGCUAAAGGUGCUGCCCAGCAGGCUUGCCCCUAAGCUGGAGACGCUCGACUGCAGGCAGAACGCCUUGCAGGAGGUCACCUAUCAGCACCUGUCUGGGAUGCGACACCUGAAACAUCUAUUUCUGGAGAACAACACCAUUAGGCAUUUUGAGGCCAAUGCUCUGAAGAACUGCCUCCAACUUACAAACCUAGCCUUGGAACAGAACCUCCUCACCAGUAUUCCAGAAGGCCUCCCUGACACAUUAGUUCGUCUGGACCUGAAGCAGAAUCGCAUCUCCACCAUCCGGGAACAGGAGAUGAAAACUUUGAAGCGUCUGCAGGUCUUGAACCUGCGGAACAACAGACUGUCCUCCCUCAGCCUGAGAUUGGUGGCUCACCUGCCCCGCCUGCAGAGGAUGUUCCUGGGAGGAAACCCCUGGAACUGCACCUGCGAGCUGGUCCGUGUGAAGCAUGCGCUGAUGGUGCGGCAAGUGGACAUCGGGGAGGAGCUGUGCGUGGAACCUGCACCAACACUAGGGGAACACUGGCGGGUAUCUCUUCUGGAGCAACACAGAUGUGAAGAGGAUACUGUGGAAGAUGCAGAGGACUCUGACCCAGAGGAACAGACAGAGAAUGAGGAGUAUUAUGACUACGAUGUGUGACCUCAGUAUCAACUUGCUGAUUAUUCUGUGGUUAUGCCUAUGCAUUAAGUUUCAGCCAGCAUGUUUCUGUGAGCAACAUAGAUGAAUGAGAUAGGAAAAUCAGUGUAAUGUCUUUAAAAAGUGCAAUUUGGUUAUGAACCUAUAAAAUGUGUUGAUGAAUUGAUACGUGUCUGAAUAAAAAUGUUUAAAUUCCA